AUGGGCUUUGACGGCCAAGUCAGCCUACAUGCAGGCAUCGUCGCUGCUGCAGGUGUAGCAGUUGUUACCAAAAAUAUCAGCGUCGGCCUCACAUCAUUUCCCGUGACAAGGGUCCGGACAUUGGCAGCUUGCAAGAUGACAAGGCAUCCCCAAUGCCGCUGCGGUAAUACUCGAUGGCAAUAUGGUGUUGCGCCGCUCGACCCAGACAAACCUCGAGUGAUGAUUAAUUGUCAUCGAUCGAUUGCUAUGUAG
Fusarium venenatum is the source of this 252-nucleotide messenger RNA. The record is from RefSeq and is a predicted model, not a curated record. Lineage: Eukaryota; Fungi; Ascomycota; Sordariomycetes; Hypocreales; Nectriaceae.